Messenger RNA from Mustela lutreola (European mink), 9677 nucleotides. It is a transcript of the gene TECPR2, whose product is annotated as tectonin beta-propeller repeat containing 2. Gene Ontology annotation, molecular function: protein binding. Lineage: Eukaryota; Metazoa; Chordata; Mammalia; Carnivora; Mustelidae. The transcript is spliced from 18 exons. The record is from RefSeq and is a predicted model, not a curated record. Bases 190 to 4053 code for a protein of 1287 amino acids.
GCGCAGCCGGCCCCGUUGCCCGGGGAACGGGCUCCCGGCAGCCCCCGCGGCCCGGAGUCCGUCCCCGCCUCCUCCGGCCGGGCCGGGCCAGCGAGUCCUGAGGGGCCGCCGCGGGAGCCCCCAGGUUUCCCCAAAUGCCAAGUAAACAUUCCUUUUCCUGCCUGAAGAUCAUCUGUGACAACCUUGGCCAUGGCAUCAGUAUCAGAGCCCAUUACAUUCAGAGAGUUCUGCCCCUUGUACUAUCUCCUCAAUGCCAUUCCCACAAAGGUCCAGAAGGGCUUCCGCUCUAUUGUGGUCUACCUCACAGCUCUCGAUACCAAUGGGGACUACAUCGCUGUGGGCAGCAGCAUCGGCAUGCUCUACCUGUACUGCAGACACUUCAACCAGAUGAGAAAGUACAACUUUGAGGGGAAAACGGAACCCAUCACGGUGGUGAAGCUGUUGAGCUGCUUCGAUGACCUCGUGGCUGCAGGCACCGCCUCUGGGAGGGUUGCUGUCUUUCAGCUUGUGUCCUCGCUGCCAGGGAGAAACAAACAACUUCGGAGAUUUGAUGUCACCGGUAUUCACAGAAAUAGCAUCACCGCGCUGGCUUGGAGCCCCAAUGGAAUGAAAUUGUUCUCUGGUGAUGACAAAGGGAAAAUUGUCUAUUCUUCUCUGGAUCUAGACCAGGGCGUGUGUAACUCGCAUCUGGUGUUGGAGGAGCCGUCUUCCAUCGUGCAGCUGGAUUAUAGCCAGAAAGUGCUGCUCGUGUCUACACUACAAAGAAGCCUGCUUUUUCACAUGGAAGAAAAGUCUGUCAAGCAGAUUGGAACACAACCAAGGAAAAGCACUGGGAAAUUUGGAGCUUGUUUUAUACCAGGACUUUGUAAGCAGAGUGAUCUGACCUUGUACGCGUCACGGCCUGGGCUCCGACUGUGGAAGGCGGACAUCCAUGGGACUGUUCAAGCCACGUUUAUCUUAAAAGAUGUCUUUGCUGGAGGAGUCAAGCCUUUUGAACUGUACCCACGUCUGGAAUCCUCCAACAGGGGAAGUUGCAGCUUACCUGAGAAACACCUGGGGCUUGUUUCAUGUUUCUUUCAAGAAGGCUGGGUGUUGAGUUGGAAUGAAUAUAGUAUUUACCUUCUAGACACAAUCAACCAGGCCACAAUUGCUGGUUUGGAAGGAUCAGGUGACAUCGUGUCUGUUUCCUGCACAGAAAAUGAAAUAUUUUUCUUAAAGGGAGAUAGGAACAUUAUAAGAAUUUCAAGCCGACCUGAAGGAUUAGCAUCAAUAGCGCGAGAUGGUCUGGAGACACCGGGAUGCGCAGAGCAGGCCCCUGGGCAACGUGGGGAGAAGCCGUUGGGGGCCCCGGUUUCGGAGACAAGGCUCAGGGGCUCUUCCGUGGCCAGCUCUGUGGCCAGUGAGCCCAGGAGCAGGAGCAGCUCGCUCAACUCCACCGACAGUGGCUCUGGGCUCCAGGCAGCUCCAGAGCUGGGGAGGGGAGGCCAGUCGGCCUCGCAGAGAUUCAGCGUGAUCAGCUCCGAAGACUUCGACCAGGAGCUUGUCGUGAAGCCUCUGAAAGUGAAAAAGAAGAGGAAGAAGCGAUCAGAAGGUGCAAGCAGGAACACCUGCCACAGUUCCCUUGAAUCAACUCCCUGCUAUGAGUUUCCGGGUGACAGUCCCCAGUCCUUGAACACGGACCUGCUGUCUAUGACCUCAAGUUUGGGCAGCAUCGUGGAUCGGUUGAGCACAGAGUCUCCUGACCAGGAGAGUAACCUCAGCGGUGAGGUGAAUGGUGUCCUGCAGGAAAAUAUUGACCCCGAAGCGUUCAGUGUCCUGGAGGUGCCUGAGCCCGCCACUGCCAUCCUGCAUGAAGGGAAUGGCGACAGACCUGGACUCCCACGAUGUGACUGUGCAGAAGACACAGGGCCGCACAGUGGAGCGUGGACUUCACUCCUGGAGCUGAGGGAAGCUGUGGAAGGUAGUGAUGUUACAGAACUCAGAGAGGAACCUUGUCCCACAGAUGAUGGACUGAAUAGCAGACAGUCGCCCUGUGGAGAAAAGGACAGCUCUGCAGAGGCCCGGGAAGCAGGGGAUGUGGAGCUUGAUGACCCCCAAAGCACUUUUUCUGAAGCCCCUUUCCUGGACUCCCCCCCGGUGCCUUCCAGCCUCAGCUGGGCCCCCUGUGCCGAGCCGCAGCUGCCAGGGACCGGAGCUGACGAAGGCUGUGCCGAGGAGCCCAGCAAGGAGCAGGGCUUCCUCACACGCAUGGGGGGCCCCAGCCACCUCGGCUCACAUCCCUGGCACACUGUCACCGACAGUGACACGGGCCUGAAGGAAAUGGUUGCCUCGGGAUGUGACUUGGGGAGUGUGAGAGGGCGGCUGACACCCCCAGUCUCUGCCUUGGCGGCUCACACCCAUGAGCCUUGGCUCGAGCAGCCUUCACGGGACCCAGUGUUGACAUCCAGUGACGAGGAGGACAUCUAUGCCCAGGGGUUGCCUUCCUCUUCCUCGGAGACGAGUGUGACAGAGCUCGGUGGUAGUCGCUCCCUGCAGGACUUGAGCCAGCCUGGCGCGGAGGACACCGGGCUCCUAAAGUCAGAUCAGUUUGCAGAAAGCUGGAUGGGAUACUCCGGUCCCGGCUACGGCAUACUCAGCUUGGCGGUCUCCGAGAAGUACAUUUGGUGCCUGGACUACAAAGGCGGCCUGUUCUGCAGCGCACUGCCGGGCGGGGGGCUCCGCUGGCAGAAGUUUGAGGACGCCGUCCAGCAGGUGGCGGUCUCCCCCUCAGGAGCCCUUCUCUGGAAGAUUGAGCAGAAAUCAAACCGAGCUUUUGCUUGUGGAAAAGUGACCAUCAAGGGGAAGCGGCACUGGUACGAAGCCCUGCCCCAGGCAGUGUUUGUGGCCCUGAGCGAUGACACGGCCUGGAUCAUCAGGACCAAUGGAGAUCUUUACCUGCAGACAGGUCUCAGUGUGGAUCGCCCUUGUGCCAGAGCCGUAAAGGUCGACUGUCCAUACCCACUGUCCCAGGUCACAGCCCGAAACAGCGUGGUGUGGGCGCUGACAGAGCAGAGAGCCCUCCUGUACAGGGAGGGCGUAAGCAGCUUCUGCCCCGAGGGGGAGCAGUGGAAAUGUGACAUCGUCAGUGAAAGGCAGGCUUUGGAACCCGUCUGUAUAACUCUCGGGGACCAGCAGACUCUGUGGGCCCUGGACAUCCAAGGGAACCUGUGGUUCCGAACUGGUAUCGUUUCCAAGAAGCCCCAGGGAGAUGACGACCACUGGUGGCAAGUGAGCAUCACCGACUACGUGGUGUUCGACCAGUGCAGCUUAUUCCAGACCAUAAUCCAUGCCACGCACUCCGUGGCCACGGCAGCCCAAGUGCCCGUGGAGAAGGUGGCGGAUAAGCUGCGCAUGGCGUUUUGGUCUCAGCAGCUGCAGUGCCAGCCAAGCCUCCUCGGGGUCCACAACAGCGGCGUCUGGAUCUCCUCGGGCAAGAACGAGUUCCAUGUCGCUAAAGGAAAUCUCAUCGGCACUUACUGGAAUCAUGUUGUUCCCCGUGGGACAGCUUCUGCAACGAAGUGGGCCUUUGUGCUGGCUUCUGCUGCUCCCUCAAAGGAAGGAAGCUCCUUGUGGCUGUGCCAGAGCAGCAAGGAUCUGUGCAGCGUCAGCGCCCAGGAUGCGCAGUCCCGCCCCUCCACGGUGCAGCUGCCUCCCGACGCCGAGAUGAGGGCGUACGCCGCCUGCCAGGACGCUCUGUGGGCCCUGGACAGCCUCGGGCAGGUGUUCAUCAGGACACUGUCCAAGAGCUGCCCCACGGGUAUGCACUGGACGCGGCUGGACCUCUCCCAGCUAGGAGCUGUAAAACUGACGAGCUUGGCGUGUGGCAAUCAGCACAUCUGGGCGUGUGACUCUAGGGGUGGCGUGUACUUCCGAGUGGGGACCCAGCCUCUCAACCCCAGUCUGAUGCUUCCGGCCUGGAUAAUGAUUGAGCCGCCAGUCCAGAUGCUUCCAAUACUCUGCCUGAGAAUGACGGCAUCACACAUGCCAGGGACUGGCCCUCCAGAGAGCACCUGAUGCGGGGCCCAGGUCUGUCUUCCAGAAAGCCCUGAGUGACUGGGGAGGGCCCCUGUUGGAAUCACAGCUGUGGCGGCCUGGGGAAGGGCUUUGGAUAUGGUGAACUGAGCCAAAAGCAGAACACAAAAUGACAUAAGCCAGAUUUUUUUUUUAAAUAAAGAGCUUGCCAUAGGAAAAAAGCUAAAAAUAAAUCAAAGUAUUAACAGUCAAUGUCCCCAAAAUCACUUUUUACAAUUCCUUCUGAUUUCGUUGUUGAUGUUUCUCUAACGAGCCUGUGGGAGUAUAAGGCCCAGGGGCUGUGAUUUUGUGGUGUUCACUAGCAGGCGGCUGGGACCCUGAGUCAUGCCUACUCUUUCCAGAAGCCUCUGGUAUGCUCGGUUUGACCUGCUCAGGCUCACUUAGCCCCAGACUAUGGUGUCCCUCUCUCGCAGCCACGCAGCCAGUAGACCUGAGGGCCCCGUGCUCAGCCAGGAGCUCUCGGGUGCCCUCCAGGAGGUCCAGGGAGAGAGACAGCCUUAGGGGUGGGUGACUAGGUGAGGGCGAUUGAGAGGCACAGACUUCCAUUUGUGAAAUAAGGAAGUCCCGGAUGUGGGAAGUACAGCACGGCGGAUGGGGUCAGCGGCACCGUCAGGACGCUGCUUGAUGACAGGUGGCGACCCACUUCCUGCGGGAGCCCUGGGGGAACGUGCAGAGUGGUUGAGCCGCUGUGUCGUGCGCCUGAAACGGAUACAGCACCGUAUGGUGACUCUCCUGCAGUUUAAAAAGUUGAAACAGUAGUCUACGGACAAAAGAACAAAUCCAAAGUGACCAUUACCAAAGAAAAUCUAAGUUCACCAAAUAAAUCCUGCAAAGGUCCAGGGAGGCGGCUGCUGAACUCGGGGACAAGCCCUUGCUGUGAGUGAGCGCGUGGCGGGGCCUACUGUGGCUCAUGGUGCGCGGGCUCCCGCCGGGAGUCACCCUGACACCUCUUAGCACCUUCUGCUCCAGGGAAGCAGGAAGUCCGUUGCUUUUAGCUGUGGCGGUUUUCCCGGUUCCUGGCCCUAGGACGUGUCCAGCCCCACCGGUCUGGCCGGCCCUCAGGUGCUCACUCGCGACUCUGCGGGGUGCCCGAGCCCCGCGGCUGACGGGCCGUGUCCGCUGCCACCUCCCGGCUGCCGGCGUUGUGGCCAUUCGUUUCCUCCUUCUGGGAAGGGCAUGAGUGUAUCUCGCUGGAGGCCUCUCUCUGUCUUCGCACUCUGACUCAGCAGCCACUCUGCUCACGUGUCUGUUUAUCAACCCGCCUGUGCAGGGGAAGGAUCCAGAUAAGCAGCAGCCCUGCCCGGAGUGACGUGGCUGGCACCUUGCAUGCCUGCCCAGAGAUGGUCCACUGCCACCCCUGGGCUGGGCCAUCUCUUGUCUCGCCAGGAUUCCGAGCGGGCCUCUCCGAGGUGUGUCCUCCCAACGUCCAGGAUUAUAUCGCGUUACCCCUGUUUUCACAACCGUCUAGUGGCGUCUCACCUCACUCAGCACGAAAUCCACUUCCUCCCUCCGCCAGUGGCCCGCCCUCAUGCCCUCUGACCUCUCUCCACUCUGUCUCUGGUCACUGGGCUCUAACCACCCUGUGUCCUUCCUGCUUCCAAACCUGCACCUGUCUGUGGGUUCUGCCAUCACUGAGCCUGUCCAGCAUACCUUCCCGGCGUGGCCAGGUCAGGCGACCCCCCCGCCCGGCCAUCCACCCCUCCUGCACCAAGGCUCUCCUAGCACCCCCUCACCCAGCCCUCCCAGUAGACUGAAAGCCCCCGGGGGCUGGGGUGUGUGGUUUGUUUGCACUGAGGUCUCCCCAGUGCCUGGCACAGGGCCCAGUGCACUGCAGGUGCUCCUCGUCCAGCAGGCAAUUGCGGGCCCCCCGAUGGACGUGUUCAGGAGGCAGUGGUUCCGAGAGCUCCGGCAGCAUGAGCCCCCCACCAUGGGGCUGGCAUGGGGUUCCGUGGGACCCAGUCUGGGAGUUGCUGCAAGAUGAUCCCCUUCAUAAGGACGUUCUGCUCUUCCUCUUCCAGUGCACAGUUACUCCCUGUGCGCUUUCAUUUGGACCAUCUGUGCUCCUCUGUCCUCUGAGACUGGGCCUGCGGCCCUCCCUCUCCCCGCGGUCUCCCCUGGGCUGUCCUGGGGCAGGCCUCCAGCUGCUGGGGAGGGCCGUUACCCGUUUCAGAGGCCUCUGUGCCGCGGCCUCGGAGUGAGGUUCGCGUCCUGUGUGGGGUGUGGAGAGCAGGCAGGGUGGUAACUGGGUGCACAGCCAGGCUCCUGUUCAGAUUCCAGAUCUGUGCUCAGAGUGUGAAAACCCAGCAAACUAUACACUUAGGAUUCGUGUGCUUUUUUGGAUGCAUGUGAACCUUCGAUAAAAAGUGAGUGGGGUGGGGCUCCUGGGUGGCUCGGUGGGUUGAAGCCUCUGCCUUCGGCUCGGGUCAUGGUCCUGGGGUCCUGGGAUGGAGCCCCGCGUCGGGCUCUCUGCUCAGCGGGAGCCUGUUUCCUCCUCUCUCUCUGCCUGCCUCUCUGCCUACUUGUGAUCUCUCUCUGUCAAAUAAAUAAAUAAAAUCUUUAAAAAAAAAAAAAAAAAAAGAGUGGGGUAAGCAGGUUUCCAGACGCCUUGGAUUCUGGUACACCUAGCAGCCCUCAGAGCUAGAGCAGGGCCAGGUGCUCUGUAGCUUUGUGUGUGGUCCCACGGGAUCCAGCCCCAGGCCCACAGUCCUGGCUGCCCAGCGGACAGGGGAGAUGGCGGGUGCUCCCUCGGAGCUCACCUGUGCAUCUGCAGCCUGGUGCUGGGGAGUGACUCGAGGUUUUGCGUGCUACUCUGGUUUUAUAUUGGUGGCCGUUGUCCGGGUUGGUGCCAAGCCUCAGUGACAUCUCAGCGGCCUGAUCCUCCACAGGGACUGGUUUGGUAGCACGGUCACGAAAAGCUUGUAGGACCAAUCGCACAACCCGUCCCCCCAUACACGUGCUCCCCACUGAGCCUCCCUUGCGGGCCCUUCAUCCCCCAGCUGCUGUGUGUCCCUCAGGCUGCCUCCUCUCUGGAUAGCUACUGUCACAGGGCUGUCACCCGUCACGGCGCUCCUUUUAUUUCUUGAUAGCCCCUGUCCUCCCCCUGAAACCAGCCUUCAAAAACCUUACGAUUCUUGCCUGACCGAUCCGUGCCCCGCACAGGCAGCCCAGUCUGCCCAACUGUCCCAGGCUCCCCGGGCCUCGGGUCUGCAGGCCUGAUGCACUGAGCCAGGGUACCCUCGCCUGUGGCCGUAGGACUCGGGACAGAUGCCGGUUCUCUCUCGAAACGCCACAGAUGGACAGAUGGCCUCUGCUGUGAGGCUGGGAGCGCGUGGCCACUCGUGUGCCCGUGAGCUCCAUAUAAGGGAGAAAUUUGGAGCAGCCAGAGACGGGCCCAGGUCGGGAGAGGAGGUGGGAAGCUCCCGGCGUCCGGAAGCAUGCUGGCAGCAGCUUCAGGGCUCCCCCCGCUCUGAAAGCACAGGAGGCUAUUUUGAGGGCCGUGCAGCAGGCAAGGCAGAGAUGCCAGGCGCCCAGUGGUGAGUGACAACGCAGUGCGAGGAACCUCUGUCUGGACGGUGGCUGCUGUCCUCCGUGUGCCCUGGUCUCCCAUCGGCUGAGCCGCUGGGCACCUGCUGGCCCCCCUGCUCAGAGGCUGGCUCAUCCGUUCAUGAAUCAAGCGGGUGGGAAGCCCCUGCCCCGAGUGGCCGGUAGUGAGACCCGGACCGGAGCCCCUGGCCCCCUUAGUGGGGCGGAGGGAACACGAAGAGCCCCUCUGCCCACAUCCCUUGAGGGGGUCUGGUGGCUGGCUUGGAGGUUAUGUGAUGUCGGCGUGACAACAGGAAGCCCCUCGUGCGGCUAUGUCUUGAGCGUGAGGCAUGGAGAGGGACCGCGUCCACCACAGCCCGGGGGAAGAAGCGCGGAGUCGCGCGUCAGCGCCAAGCGCCCGCCGGGGGCUGCUUUGGGUCCAGUUGAAGCAGCCCGGGAAGGCAGGGCCCACCGAGGUCCGGGAAAAUGCACAGUGUCGGUCAGUAGGGGGAGGACAGUCAGACCCCGGGCUCGGUGAUCACCAGCACUGCCGGUGACAGGGCCGGGACUGUACAGAUGGCUCUGUCCUCACGGGCAGGGAAGCGUCCGGCUAAGGGGUGGGCAGCCCUGGAUGAACCAGAACAGGUCAGUAGGUGGCAAACACGACACUGAAGCGGCUUCCCCUUGUCCUAUGAAAAGUGGACAAGGGACCAGGAGCUAUGGAACAUGGGAACGUGGCCCCAGGCUGACCGGGGAGUAGGGCAGGGCAGCUGGCAUUGUGCCCUCUUGGGGACGGGAAGCCAACCCAGCGGGGGAUGUCACUGCCCAAGGGGACAUGCUGGAGGGCAGCUCAAGCCCAGAGGUGUCCUCCCGUUGGGUGGCAGCACCCAGGCCAGGUGGGUGGCUCCAGAUGGGCCCUUUACAAGCAUGGUGCCUAAAGAAGAGACAGUGGGAGUUAAAUGAUGCCCUGGUUCUUAGCUGACAUUGGUCAUGAGGCCACCAAGGGCCAGGCCUGUGCCUGGUGGGCAGAGUCACUGGCCUUCUGGCCUGCCAGUCCCCACUUCCUGCUGUGCACACAGAGGCUCUCUCAUGGUCAGCCUUGCCCUCGCCCUGUCCCACCUGAAUGAAAAGCAGCGUGGAAGGUAGGGCUCAGAGUGCGUGGGGCGGCCCGCCGCGACACCAACCUCGCCCCUCCCCAGGCCACCCCGCCCCCCCCCCCAUGGAGUUCCCGGGGGCGGGCCGAAGCCUCCUUCCGUGCACCUCUGUCGCCGUCCCACGACAGCAAUAGCAUAUCUUGGUGGGUUUUAUUUGUAUAGUUUUUUUUUAACAUUUACUUACUUAUUUUAGAGGGGGGGGGGGGAGCCACGGGGAGUCGGGGAAGCAGAGGGAGAGGCAGUCCUAAGCAGACUGCACUGAGCACAGAGCCUGAUGCGGGGCUCAAUCUCACAACCCUGAGGUUAUGACCUGACCCAGAAUCAAGAGUCAGGUGUUCAAGCAACUGCACCACCCAGGCACCCCAUUUCUAUACUUUUUUAAACUAAACUUUUUAUCUUGAAAAAACUUCAGGCCAACAGAAAUCCUGCAGGUAUAUUUCAACAAAGUCCCGUAGACCCUUCGUCCAGAUUCAGCCACUAGUAAUGCCCUGCUGGGUUUGCUUUCUCUCCGCACAGAGCUCUGGGCCUGGGGCCGUGUGCUUAUGCGUGCGGGGACCUCCGAGGCCCGGGUUUCCCCAGAGCCCGCCUUCCCUCGUGGGGCCUCACCUGCCGUCAGGCAGAGGCAUGGACAGUGGCCACACCAGCCUCUUCUGUUGCUGCCCAUGGCCACCACCUGCCCGUCCCAGUGCAGGACCCUAUGUGCACCUCUGGCGUCCUCCUGCUCUCUGGCCUGUCCCUGCCUCUCUGUCCCUCAGGACACGCUGCUGCUGACGCGCUGGGUGGUUGCUCCAUCUGGGUUCGCCUGACGCAGCAGGGAUGGCGUCUGUCCAUGUGAGGUCCUCUCCGCCUCCCCUCCAAACCCCUCUGUCCCUGCUGUCUCCAAAAACGACAUGCCCCGCCACCUCCUUUCUUAAGGAAAGUCUCUUCCCG